CUUUCAUCACCGCUACGUACUUACGCUCUUGCUCCUAUGCUAAGUGCUAGCUGAGUGGCUACUUUUCUGUACCGUUGCUUUCCUCCUGUUGUUGUUACCUGAGGGGGGGACACCAAACAGAAAGACCGCUAAACUUAACCAGAAAACCGUUAACAUUCUCCAGAGCGUCUGAGUGUCCGUGUCGGGCCGUCGACAUGGCUCUGCAAGGCCCGGAGGAGCUGGGGGAGCAGGUUGAAGAGCCGGAGGAUCUGGACGACCAGGACGCUAGUAGCAUCUCCCCGGCCGAGGAGAUAACGCUACCAGUCGGGCCCGGAGGCGACGAGGAGCCGGAGGAGGCUCUCCUGCUGCCCUGGGACCGCUUCUCCGCCUGGCUGCACUGCAUCUGCGUGGUCGGCUUCGACCUGGAGCUGGGACAGGCGGUGGAGGUUAUUUACCCUCAUCAUUCCAAACUGUCAGAAAAAGAGAAAACAAGCAUCUGCUACCUUUCCUUUCCUGACUCCAACUCAGGUUGCCUUGGCGACACCCAGUUCUGCUUCCGCUUUCGUCAGGGUUCCAACAGGAAGUCGUCGCUCGGCUGUUUCCUGGAAACCACGGACCGUGACGCACCGCCCUGUCUGAAGAGGGAACAGGGCCAUUACUAUGGUUACGUGUAUUUCCGUCAGGUGCGAGACAAGUCUCUGAAGAGAGGAUACUUCCAGAAGUCUCUGGUCCUGAUCAGUAAGCUGCCCUACGUGACCUUCUUCCACUCCCUGCUGAAGAUCAUGGCUCCAGAAUACUUUGAGAAACAGGAACCAUGUUUGGAAGCCGCUUGUAAUGACAUUGACCGGUGGCCGACGCCUCAUCCUGGAAGAAUCCUGACGCUGCCUAUUAUGGGCGUGGUCAUAAAGGUUCGUAUUCCAACCUGUUACGACAAACCAGGAACUUCACAGCUGGUCCAGUCUGCCCAGAGCGACAGUCUGGUGUCCAUCGUGCUCCCAACCAUCCAUGAAGUCGACCUCUUCAGGUGUUUUUACCCAGUCUUCUUCCACAUCCAGAUGCUGUGGGAGUUGGUGUUGCUGGGGGAGGCACUUGUUGUCAUGGCGCCGUCGCCAGCGGAGUCAUCAGAUACCGUGCUGGCACUGGUCAGCUGUAUCGCUCCUCUGCGUUACUGCAGCGACUUCCGGCCGUACUUCACCAUCCACGACAGCGAGUUUAAGGAGUACACCACUAGGACGCAGGCUCCGCCGUCAGUCAUUCUGGGAGUGACCAAUCCAUUCUUUGCUAAAACACUGCAGCACUGGCCACACAUCAUCCGCAUCGGAGACAUGAAGCAAGCAGGAGAGAUGGCCAAACAGAUGAAAGUCAAGAAACUGAAAAACCUCAAAACUCUGGACUCUAAACCCGGUGUGUACACUGCAUACAAGCCAUAUCUCAACAAAGAUGAAGAAAUUAUUAAACAGCUUCAGAAGGGUGUUCAACAGAAGAGACCCUCAGCGGCCCAAAAUGCAAUUCUUCGACGCUACUUCCUAGAACUGACACAGAGCUUCAUCAUUCCACUGGAGCGGUACGUUGCCAGUCUGAUGCCUCUCCAGAAGUCCAUCAGUCCCUGGAAGAGUCCUCCUCAGCUGCGACCGUUCAUCCAGCAGGACUUCAUGAAGACGCUGGAGAAGGCUGGACCUCAGCUCACGUCCAGACUGAAAGGAGACUGGAUAGGACUCUACAGGCAUUUCCUCAAGUCUCCCAACUUUGACGGCUGGUUCCGCAACAGGAGGAGAGAGAUGACCCAGAAACUGGAGGCUCUGCACCUGGAGGCGUUGUGUGAGGAGGAUCUGCAGCAGAGGAUCCAGAAGCACACAGAGGUGGAGUCAGUUGAUCUGGUUCUGAAGCUAAAAGAUAAACUGACCCAGGCGGAGAGGGAGCAGCUCCCUGUGCGUCCAGGGACCCUGGCCAAACUGAAAGCCCACAUCGAGGCCGUCAUCCUGGCGUUACCAGAGGACUUGCAGGGCAUCCUCCAUAAGCCCUCCACACCCUGAACUUUAACCCCUUCCGUCUGCAACCUGAAGCCACAGGUGGAGCUUGUUUUAAAGUUUUGGGGGCUCCCAGGCGGAGGGACCCUCGUUUACUCAGACUGGGUCCCAUGACCAGUUUAAGGGUCUCUAAUCUGGUCUAACGUGGGAAGCACACAGCACAUUUUUUGUUUUCCCAAAAUAUACAUCCCACUUCAGUUAUAUUUACUUUUAUCUCAGACUGCUACUGAGGCGGUUCAGUUGGAUUCAGAUCAAACGUAUCCCUCACGUCUCAGUGAUCAUGUGGUAUUGAAUCGGCCAGGCUGCAGCUACCCGACAUAAACUCCUCUGAGGGAUUUUCAGGCGGCAGAGCUGAACUUAAAAAUUGUGAGGAUGUUUUUCAUCAUGGAGACAUCAAGUACAGAAAGGAACACUUGAUGCAUUUGCUCUUUUAGCACAAGGCACAUCAUGAAAAGGUUCAUCUGAGCCUUUGGUGGCCCGCGUGCAGAAAGAUUUGUCAUCACCUUGGAAGUAAGAGCAGGAAGAUGAUCCCAGCUGACCUUUGAUCCUCAGAAUUUUUACCUCCUGACGUUUUUAAUUUUUACUUUUUUAACUUGACGGACAAUGGACUGCUGCAGUCAGGCUGAACUGACUCCAGAGUUUUUCAUCCAUUUUUAAAAAAAAAAAUGUUUUUAAAAGAAGUGCACUUCAUCGCUAACUGGACCAGUGUGCCCUCCACACACACACACACACACACACACACACACACUUUUAUGCAAACACACUGAAAUGAGCAGAGCCAAGCAGUGCUUUAUAAUUCAGUUUUACUAAAAUGUUCACUAAACUGCACACACACACACACACACACACACACACACACACACAGCAUUAAGCACCAGCGACCCUGUAAUAACUGUCGAUGCAGUAAACGGCUCUUGGCUCGUGUGCUGUAGAAGUGUGUUCAGAAGCCAGUCACAUCCCUGUAACCAUGUCACAUGAUCUCUCCGUAGCCUAUCAUAACAGUCUGAGGGAAAUAUUCAAAAUUGUCCUAAAAUGUUCAGAAAUCUUGGCGUGGGUUGUCAUUAUAUUUGUAUUUUUUUUUUGAAGACUGAAUCCGAAACUUGACUGUCACUGUUGUUGUGUGAAAAUGUUCUGCUUAUUUAAUGUUUUUAUUUCCACUGACCAAACCUGAGCUCCUCAGGAAGUCAUUGGCCCACUGGACUGCAAAUCUAUGGAGGCCCAUUUCACCAGGAAAGACAAAAUAAAUAAAACGGAAAGUUAGAAAUGUUAGAAAUACUCAUGGUAAAUCAAAAUUAUGAACUACUUAGUCAAAAUGAGUAGAAACUAAGUUAAAAUCUUAAGUCAAAGCUAUGAUAUAGUAUGUUCAGAUUCCUCUUAAGUAACAUUAUAUGAGAUUAUAAACUAUAAUAAAAGUUCAAAUUUUGACUUAUUACAUUUAUAAUAGUAAGUCAAAAUUAAGUAAUUCUGACUUACUACCUGAUAGUUUUGACUUGGUAUUUAAUAAUUUUUACUCACCAUUAAUAAAUUGUCAUUUCUAACAUUUAAUCUGUUCUUUUUUUUCUUUUCCUGGCAGAAAUGGGUUUUUAUAGUUAAAUGUCUGAUAAACUUGAGCUCAAAGCAAUACUGCUUUCCUCCCUUUUUAAAAACUUUUCACUUGGCAGCAGUGACACAAGAAAUUCAUGUGGGUAGUAUCUACAUGUCUUUCUUCGGGGAUAAAAAAUUAUAUUUGAAGUUCACCAUAUAAAUUACUAAUCCAGUCCAAUUCUGGCAAAUCCAGAGUGUAAAAUCCAUCUAACAGUUUUUAGACAUUUGAUGUUUUUUAAAAGUUUACUUGAAAAAGUAGAAUUUAAUGUUAUGCUUUGCAUCAAUUUGUAAGAGCAGGUUUUUUAUUUCAAAUGGAGGAAGACUAAGAUUUGGUGAUGGAAAAUCAUAAAUAUUUUCAGUGGCUCCAACUUUAUAAACCCCGGCCACUAAAACAAGACUCAUGUACACAGAUGAAUCUGCACUCACACUACCUAAGCUGCUCUUUUAAAUUCAGCUGACAUGAACGUUUGGGACAGUGAUGCUGAAGUGACAGUAAAGGCUGGUUUAUAUACUUAGGAUAUAAAUAAUGCAAAGUCUUCAGUUGUAAUUUGGGCGACAAAUCUCAAAGAUGUGUCGCACAGUGAUUGGAUGUGGGAAAAUAGACGUUGAGGGGAAAGUCUUAUAUUCUAGUAUUUCUUCCUCUGAAUGUAUAAAAAGUCUCACCUGGUUUCUAUGAAUUAUGAAAGCAAAACAUCUGACAAAACGCCUGACAUACCGGUGUAUUUUACAGAUAUACAGUAUAUGUAAGCCUUAAUGUCUUUCAGGAACUAAUGUGCUGUUUCAGUCUCAAUACCUAAGUCAUCAGUGAGUGAUUCAUUUAAGCAAAAUGCUCCUAUAAUCAUGUGACAAAACCUGCCGCAGUCAUCACAUUUUAGCAUUUCACCAUUAUCAAAAUGAGAAAGUGUUUAUUUGGAAGAUUUUUUUAAAGGUUUUUAAUACUAAGGCAUCAUUGAUAUCAUACUGUAGUAUGUUCUUGACAGCAGUUAAAGAGCAACAUGUUUAUAGGAAUUCAAAUUUUAUACCAGUAGCAAUACAAUGCGACUCUGAAGAUGGAGCUGUGUAUGGAAGCCCAUUUCUGCCAGGAAAGGAGAAAAAAAACAUUAGCAACGAUAAAAUUUACUACAUAUAUAUGUUAGGGAUGUCAACUGUUAACUGUUAAUUGGUUAACUGCUGAGAAUAUAGAGGCUCCGACACGGACAGAAGCACCAAUCUGCAGAUACAAAGAGACACAAUGGAUCCAUUUUACCAACCUGCAUGGCGGCUAGCGGCAUAGCUGUGUGUGUAGCCCAUAGAGUGUAUAAAAAAAUAAUGGUGUAGUGGCAGUGCCUCCAGUUUAAUAGCACCGUGCUGGUGUGCUGAAUGAUUGAGACUGAUAUGCUGCCAAUCAAUGUGGUAGAGAGUUAGCGAUUGAAAGAACUAGUUCGGUACCUCAAGCCCAAGUACAUUAUGCCAUCGAGAGCUACUGUAACUAAACGCAAUAAAAACACUUUUAGGUGAAGAAGGAUGUACUAAAAGUGAAGCUAACAAGGGCAGACAAGCUAGCUCUGACCACUGACUGCUGGACAGCUCUCACAAAUGGAAAGCUAAAUCACUUUUCUUAAAAAUUAACCAGUUAGUUGGUUAAUGGCUGUCAGUCUAUCAAAAGCAAAAUUAACCGUAACUGACAUCCCUAAUAUAUAUGAUAAGUCAAAAUUAUUAGAUACUAAGUCAAAAUUCCUAAAAACUCCUAAUUUUGUCAUUCCGCUGAAGUCAUAGUUUUAAAGUCAUAAUAGCAUCUUGAAAAUUGUAUGUAGUAAUAAUUUAAGUAAUAACUUAAAUUUAUUAAGUCUAAUAUUUUUGAUGUAUUAAUAAUUUUGACUUAUUACUUAAUAAUUUUACUGAAAAAGUCAGAAUUUUGAGUUGAUGUUGGUAUACUUUGCAGUAUGUCAAUUUCUACUAAAGUUGUAAUCUCAUAAUUUUGAUUGACCAUAAAUACUUUUAUUUUGCAAUUCCUCACAUUUAAUGUAUUUUUUAAAAUUUUGACAGUAAUGUGCUUCCAUACAUUAGAUGAUCGCAAAGACAAAUACCAGCUCUCACGUUAGUCCCGCCUCCACACACCUGCAUUAAAUACUUGCAAAGAUGCAACACAUUAAAACUGUUACAGCUAAAAACUAAAACGUCUGAGAAAAGUCCUGCAACAGGUGGCAAUAACUGACGAAAUUCACCAGCCACUUUUUAACCAGCCAGCUUUGUGGCUGCACAAUCAGACAGUGUUGGUACAUAGUUGGAGGCUUGUGUGCAUUCUCGAGAAAGGAAAAAAAACAACAACACUACAGCUAGCAUUGUUUUAACUGAUGUUGAUUGCACACUGAGAAAAGAAUAACGUGACUUGUAUCAUUUAUUUAUAUUGUAAAAACAAACUUUUGUUCAGCAGCCAGACAAAUUCUUUUCAUUUGAAGUUAAAAUAUGCAAAACUGUCAGUAUGGUCCUUGAAUUGAAAAUUAUUCAAAUGAAAAUUUCUCCUGGACACCUAACAAUGUGUAAAUUGACAAACAAUUAACAUGACUUAAUUUAUUAUGGUAAUUUACAUUUUUAGAGUUUUGACCCAAAAGUACACAACCACUCCAGGGUACGUGAGUGUGAUGUUUGCAUUUCAAAAUAUCACUUGCUUGAAAAUGUUGAAUGGACUUGUUGUCAAGCAGAUGGAGUGUUGUUUGUUUAUUUGUUUUCUUUGGUCAUUUUCUUUUAAGCCAUCAUGUUCCAUUAUUGCUUUGAAAUUUGCCUCUUUUUUUGUCGAGCAGAUAAUUGUGAGGAAAAAUAACAAAAAAAAUAUGCUGGUUGGAAAAACCUGUGACAUUUGGUUGUUGGGCAACCAAAUUUUAUAUUUGUAAAAAAAAAAACUAAAAAAAAAAACUUAUUUUAACAAGUUUGAAUUUUUUAUGGAGGGCUAUUCUCAUAUUCCACUCUGUAGAGAAUGAAGAGUUUUGUACAUAAUGCUGUAAAGUGAAAUGAUGGCCCAGAUAUGAGGAUGUACUAUAAUUAUUUUGUUAUUACAACAGAUGUCUUACUUAAUACAGAUAUUUAAAUAAGAAUUGCUCCAUAUAAUGUUAAUUCACCUUUCUUAGAAUAAUUACAAUGAAACACUUUGACAUUUUGAAUUUGUAGUUUGUUUGCUAACAGACACUAUGGGAUUACUAAACCUGAAAACAUCUCACUAAUGUUGUCACCAUUAGUCAAUUAGGUUUUAAAGAAUAACUAAAUUGCUAAGGUCCACCUAUUUAUUGGUGUCAAUGACCAUGUAUUCAUGCUUGUGAAAAUUGAAUUAUAAUGUGAUUAAGCAACCUUGAGCAAAGCCCUAGAUUACCUGCUAUGACUGAUCUCUCUAUGAUUUCAAUAAAAUAUAAUAUCUGCUUAUG
This is a messenger RNA of Thunnus maccoyii (southern bluefin tuna), 6985 nucleotides long. It is a transcript of the gene dennd6a, whose product is annotated as DENN/MADD domain containing 6Aa. Gene Ontology annotation, molecular function: guanyl-nucleotide exchange factor activity. Bases 195 to 2012 code for a protein of 605 amino acids. Gene Ontology annotation, cellular component: recycling endosome. The transcript is spliced from 19 exons. The record is from RefSeq and is a predicted model, not a curated record. Lineage: Eukaryota; Metazoa; Chordata; Actinopteri; Scombriformes; Scombridae.